UUUAAAACUCACACGCAGCGCCAUGGUCUCAAAAUUGGUUGCUAGUAUAGUCCUGAUAGUCCCAGUAGCAGUCUGGGCUGCUCUUCCCCACAGCCCCGCUCCUUAUGCACCCGCCCCCUACUCUCCAGCCCCCGCCCACCAUGGAUAUUGUGAUCCUAAGGCCCCACCAAAGUGUGCCGAAGGAUCUGACCUCCCCUACUGUAUCCUAGACCCUGAAUAUCCCGCUUAUGAUAUUGCUCACAAAAUCUCCCAAGACGCCCUUUUCCUGAAGAAGUAUGCUGAUGUCGCUGACCAGUCUGCUGAUGAUCUUGUUGAGCACAUUAGCAAACCCCAGGAGGAGUCCUUCGACUACAAGUACUACACUGGAGCAUCCAAGGGCCCAUCUCCUUAUGAUGCCACCAACUGGAUCGGACCUGAGGGAUACCUGUGCCCAUCUGAUGUUGACUAUGCCAAGAUCACCCGUGCUGUCAACGUUGAGGGACACUGGAGAAUUAUUCUUCAGCACAUUCCUGAAGGUUACGGAUAUGGACACUACAACUACACCCAGACUACCAGACUAGAGACCUGUCUCUUCCCAGACUCCGCCUGUAGACUCGUUGCUCCCUGUUAUAACAGCAAGUGCACCCAGAAGUAUGUCUACCACAGGAUGCUCUCUGUUGAUCCCUGUGAUCCUUACAGAGGAUUCUUCAUUGACACCUACAAGCUCCCCAGUGCUUGCUCUUGCCAUGUUCCCCAGUAAAUGUCUUUCAAAGUAUUAGAAAACCAAAGCUGAAAUCCCUUCACAUCAUGUCUUAGAACCAAAGGAAAUCUUGUUGUACAAUCAUGCAGUCCAAAUCCUGAAUCCUUUCCCAAUUCCGUCCUGAUAUCCUAUUUCCUUUUAUAUCCUGAAAAUUAUUCCUUACAUUUAAAGAAAAAAAUCCAGUGCUCCCAAAUCAUAUUCCUCUUAUCUAUCAUCCUUCCCUGACGAUUCCUGACAUCCAACAUUUCUAAUCCAUACGUCCUGAUUUAGUACUGCACUCCAUUUCCUGAUUUCUUGUCCACCAAACAAAACCUAAUCCUAAUCCUGACACCUACUAAACAAUAUCCAAAUCCUCUAAACAUGUUAAUCCUCCCAAAAAUCCAAAUCCUCCACAUUUCCCAAACCCAAGAGAUCGUUCCUCUUGCCAACCUAGUCCUUCCCAAGAACCUGACUGAUGAGAACCAUGGAAAAUCACCAUUAGUUUAUUUAUUUAUUUAUUUAUUUUAACGACAUAUUCCCAUAUUAUCUCGGCGUGGCCUCCUUGGAACGGAACUGCAAAACAUCUGCCGCGUCCUGGUAGAAAGGGAACAAGUCGUCUUCUGUGAUAUUUUGCCAUUUUUGUGGUGCGAGUUGCUGUGAGUUAAUAAAUUGAACCCAUAAUUA
This is a messenger RNA of Eurytemora carolleeae, 1402 nucleotides long. Its product is annotated as neurotrophin 1. Lineage: Eukaryota; Metazoa; Arthropoda; Copepoda; Calanoida; Temoridae. The coding region runs from base 23 to 739 and encodes 238 amino acids. The transcript has 2 exons. Gene Ontology annotation, molecular function: growth factor activity; Toll binding. The record is from RefSeq and is a predicted model, not a curated record. Gene Ontology annotation, biological process: central nervous system formation; regulation of Toll signaling pathway; innate immune response. Gene Ontology annotation, cellular component: extracellular region.